This is a messenger RNA of Acanthaster planci (crown-of-thorns starfish), 1483 nucleotides long. RefSeq lists its product as uncharacterized. NCBI's taxonomy places the organism in Eukaryota, Metazoa, Echinodermata, Asteroidea, Valvatida, Acanthasteridae. The record is from RefSeq and is a predicted model, not a curated record.
GUUAAUAAAGGCCCCACCAUUUUCAAAACUUCCAUAGUUUUCAUGUCUAUCUUGUAAAUAGCGAUCCCACAUCGCAAAAAAAUAUGUAGCGUGCCCCCGCCCCCAAAACCCCCUUUUGCUCCGCAAGCAUGAGAUUAGGCGAUGACGUCAUCGGCAGAACACAGCAUGCAGAGCACAGAAGCGCACAUGGAAUUGUGCACACGCUCGUACACGUACACGUACACGCGUUCGUUCGUUUACAGUGCAUUCAACGAAAACAUGGCAGAACGGAGCAGUUCAUCGGAAUCGUCGUCGGACAGCGAAGUAGAUCGCGAUUUUUCCUACGAAUCGUAUUCCGAUGAUAACAGAGACGAGGCUGGGCAGAUAAUGCCGUAUAUGUACGAACCAGAGGUUGAAAGCGACGACGAUGAUGGUGAGCAUGAAAUUGCUGGUGUGGACUACGACAAUGAAGGACGGCUCAACAACAUCAACUGGUGUUCCUGCGGAGAGUGUCAAAUUAUGCCAGCUGUUCGAGAAUCUGUGUGCUGUAAGGAGAUCAACCAGGUUGUUCAGAAAAUGGACAACAUUGAAGUGGAUCUUAAUUGCAUCACAGAACAUCCAGGAUUCUACUCUGUUUGUCUAGAUCAGUGGGUACUGGAAACUGCAUACUUCCAGUAUCGCCAGCAGUAUGGCCAAGGACGACACAAUGCAACUGAAAACCAGAAAAACCGACACACAGCAUAUCGCCAGAUGGCCAGAUGGUGCUGGGGCUUCCUAGGACAAAAUGUCAGAGUGCCCCUUCCUUCCUGUGCAGUCCACAAAAUCCGGGAAAAGUACCCUUCCAAUGAGUACAGAGGUUUUCAGGAGAUAUAGCUUAGAACCUCCGAGUCACGAAUGUACAUGCUAACUCCAUUGUUUAUUACAUUUCACAAAUACACAUAGUAACAGCUUCGACCAUUGACAUUUGACAAUCAGAUGCAGCACAGAUUGCUUAAGGACACUAGUUUUACUACACUGUGAGAUGAAGCAUCAAAUAUUAGUAUCAACAACACCCUAAUUCCACAUCCUGCUAGUGUAUACGUGUACAGUCCAAACAAUCUAGCUGACCAACUUCAAUCCAAGUCCAUGUCACAAGGAAGAUUCAGUGUAAACUGUACAUCCUCUUCACAUGUGAUUCUGAAAUUCUUGUAUUUUAGUCACCGUACAUGUACAUGCUAUCUUUACUUGUGUACCAGCAUGUGCAUGAUGUUUUUAAACACUUACUAGGUAUCACAUUCAUUGUGCGUUAUUAGUUUGCAAACAAUUAUUGUGGUUCAAUUAUUCACUUAAUUAACAUUUGAUAAUUUACAUGUAUUUGCAUUUCUUAGUCUGAAUAAUCCCUCACUGUCAAUGAUAUCAUACUUUGCAGGGUUUCCACAACAACUUUGGGGUUGUGUAUAUAUACAUGUAAUUGUGUACCGUUAUUAGAUAAAUGUUCACAAUAAACUUUGGUAAAUUUCACAUA